AUGUGCACCUACAAGGGAACCAAGGAUGGAGCGGGAACCCUUCACAGCAGAAAAGAUGCGCGAGCACAUCACCGGCGAGAAAACGGUGGCCAAGGGACAGAAAGUCGAAAAGGUCGCACCCGACCUCGUCGACCGGGCCAAGCUCGCACUGCCGAAACCCAAAGCCCUGAUGGGCGCCCGCAAGUACAUGAGAUCGAAGACCGUCAUCGACAUCUUCCAGAAGCAGCAAGAAGAAAUGGGCAAGAUGCUAAGCCGCCAUUGACGACGAGCUGCCCAGGAAUCCGCGCAGGCCCACAAAAGGCGACAAGACACUCGCACCCUGGAUCAAACAAGCCCUGGGCAGAUUCAGGACCGAGUGCGCGAACGAGCGGUUUGGCUUCGCGCACAAGCGCACGCACAACGACGCGGACACCUACCUGGCCCUUCUCGACACCAAAUCCAAGUAGUGCGCAGGCCAGCCCAAGUCCCCGCCCGGCCUGCGUCCGGGGACGCCAACCUCGCGGAUGA
This is a messenger RNA of Ascochyta rabiei, 507 nucleotides long. RefSeq lists its product as uncharacterized. Bases 1 to 507 code for a protein of 168 amino acids. The record is from RefSeq and is a predicted model, not a curated record. NCBI's taxonomy places the organism in Eukaryota, Fungi, Ascomycota, Dothideomycetes, Pleosporales, Didymellaceae. The transcript has a single exon.